This is a messenger RNA of Syzygium oleosum, 1446 nucleotides long. Its product is annotated as rho-N domain-containing protein 1, chloroplastic. Lineage: Eukaryota; Viridiplantae; Streptophyta; Magnoliopsida; Myrtales; Myrtaceae. The record is from RefSeq and is a predicted model, not a curated record. The transcript is spliced from 2 exons. Gene Ontology annotation, biological process: DNA-templated transcription termination. Bases 117 to 1274 code for a protein of 385 amino acids.
GUGCCCAUUGUUUUGCCUGCUUCGUAUUGCUCUACAAAAUCGAACAAAGACUCUGCCCUGCGAAAUGCAAAACCCCCGCUAAACCGCCGCGAGUCUCUUCCUGCACGGCGAGCGCAAUGUCCUCCUCCGCACAUCUCGGUCGGAGCGUUUCCGGUUAUCUAUCCUCUGAUGGAAAACAUCUCCCUUGUUCUGGAUUUUCUGGAAGAGUAGUCAGCGUGUCACCGUGUUCUUCUUUUGCUGUCUCUAGAGGCCAAUUUCAAAUCAAAUUGACAUCUUUAAAGUGCAGUUCUAGUAGAGCUUCUUUCCUAUGCAAAGCAAGUAAUAGUGGUCAGAAGAGAAACCCCGACUUCUCAAGGCACAAUAGGCAUGGUUUCUCUCGUGGACGGAAUAGGCAAACGGAAGAAAGGGAGAGCUUUGACAACCUCGAUGACUCUGAGAUGUUGUCUUCAAAGAAUGGUCCGCUGCUUUCUCUUUCUAGUUCUCCCAGAUCUCAGGCCACUGCAGUGCCAGGGCCAAGAGAGAAGGAGAUUGUUGAACUUUUCAGGAAGAUCCAGGCUCAGCUUCGAGAAAGAGCUGCCCUGAAAGAGGAAAAGAAAAAUGAAGCUACAAAAGGGCAAGGUAAAGAAAGUGAAACUGUGGAUUCCCUCCUUAAGUUAUUACGAAAGCAUUCAGUAGAACAGUCUAAAAGAAAAGGCUUUAGUGGUGGUAGCAGAGACCUCACUUUGGACCAGCCAGAACAAAAUGUUUCAUCCAAUGAAGAGAAAGGCUCAAGCUUCUUUGAUUCAAAUAGCAUUCUAGGAGACGAAUCUCAAGAUUCUAAUGCUACUUUAAGCAGGCCAGCUUCAAAGUUUCGACGUCAGUCUCCAAUUCCGAGGGUCAAGUACCAGUCUAUUAACUUUGGUGAUGACAGCUAUGACUCAACAUCAGUUGCCAACUUAAGCGGAAGUAAGAACAAGGACCAUGUUGAGAAACAUCCCGAGCCUUUAUAUGAGCCAGCAGUGGAUCCUGAGCCUGAGCUUGAACUUGAGCCAGAAGCAGAAACUGUUAUUUCGGAUGGAGGGGUUUAUGAUGAAAGGUUGGAUGCAGAAUCUUCAGAUGCUGAUGAAGCUGAUGACAACGAAAAUAUGGAUCAGCAAGGGCUGGUUGAUGAAACGGACUUGAAUGCGCUAAAGCUACCAGAGCUGAGGGCUCUAGCUAAAUCUCGAGGGGUUAAAGGGUUCUCCAAGAUGAAGAAAAGCGUUCUCGUAGAAUUGCUCAGUGCGAGCUCGGGCUGAGUCGAUUUCCUAUUCUCUGCAUGAGAAAAUAAUUUAGAGCAAGUGACCAGUUUUACCUUUUGAUACCUGAGAUGCUCCUUUUUGUUGUCCAGUCUUUUGGCGUAGUACCCACUUUAAAUUUUCGCGGUUUGGAUACUUUUAUGAUGAUUUCCAUUAGUCCUGGAUUCUCAGA